UUAAAUUAACCAUAACCUAUCAUCAUGCCAAUCAUUGGGGCGUCUUCUUUGACUUCAUCACUCUCCGUACCGCCGCCGGUUAGCCGGAGUAAGCCCAUUACCGCCGCCGCGGGAAACCUGAUGAGUUUUUCCAAUAUUCGUAAAACCAUUACCACCUCCCUCCCAGUAUUUCACAGCUACUAUGUUUCCGCUAUAAAAACCUUGGACCCAUUUGUUGCGGCGGAGAAAACCUCCCCCACCACCCAGCCGCCACCUUAUUACGGCGGCGGUGACGGUGAUGGGAAGGACGAAGAUGCCGAACGAUCUUUGGUCGCGGCGAAGCUUCGCGCGAUCAUGGAGAUCGUGGCGGACAGGGUGGAAAUGCACCAGAGCAUCUACGAGCAAAGGAACAACUGGAACACCCUCUUGUUGAACUCCGUCAACGGCAUCAUUCUAGCCGCAGGGUUAACGACCGCCGGCGGAAUCCCCUGCUGGGAUCACGCCGGCGAAGCGUUGCUGCCCAUUAAGUUGUCGUCCACUCUGCUUUACCUCUCUGCCACCGCGGUGCUGGCGGUGAUGAACAAGGUCCAGCCCUCCCAGCUCGCGGAGGAACAGAGGAAGGCCGUCAGGCUUUUCAAGAAUCUCCUUUUCCAGAUCGAGACGACUAGCCGUGGCAGUCAUGCCACGGCUAGCGACGUCCAUGAAAUGAUAGAGAGGGUGCUGGCCCUGGACAAGGCCUACCCUCUGCCCCUCCUAGGAGGGGCCAUGCUGGAGAAGUUCCCAGCCUCUAUUGCCCCGGCUGUCUGGUGGCCAGAAAACUCGGCACGCAGACAGCCGAGCCCAAUCGGAGGUGCGGACAACGGUUGGACCGGGGACCUGGAGGAAGAGCUGGAGGAGAUACUGAGGGUGGUGAGGGGAAGAGAUGGGAAAGAAUACCUAAGGCUAGGGGGAAAAGCCCUAAGGCUGAACAAACUCCUGGCCAUCGCGGGCCCCGCGCUGACAGCCACUGCCGCCGUCGCCUCAUCCCUUGCGGGACCCACCUCGUGCUGGGCGACGGCGGCAGGGGCGGCAGCAGGGGCGCUGGCGGUGGGGGUGAGCACGGUGCAGCACGGGGGACAGGUCGGGAUGGUGUUCGAGCUGUACCGCAGCACGGCGGGCUUCUUCAAGUUCUUGGAAGAGUGUGUGAUUGAGCCGAAUCUGAUGGAAUGUGAUUUGGAGAGAAGGGAGAACGGAGAAGUGGUGGAGAUGAAGGUGGCGUUGAUGCUGGGAAGAAGUGUCUCGGAGCUCAGAGAUGCGGCUGCUAAAUCAAGAUCGCUGCUGCACAUUGAUGAUGACGACUUUGCAUCCAAGCUUUUAUAAUUAAUUACUUUAUCCCUUCAUUUCUAUGAUUAAACUUCUUCAUUCAAGUAAUUAAUUUGUCAAUCUUAUAUAAUAUCAUCAAAAAUGCUACUCCGGUCUCCGUCCCAGAGUAUUUUUCCACUUUCAUUUUACACACCAUCCAAUACACUUUUUUUAAUCCAUUUUAUCUUGUAAUUUGUAUAUUAAAAAAUUAUAGAAGUUAUA
Messenger RNA from Cuscuta campestris, 1542 nucleotides. The record is from the annotation of a GenBank genome assembly. NCBI's taxonomy places the organism in Eukaryota, Viridiplantae, Streptophyta, Magnoliopsida, Solanales, Convolvulaceae.